Messenger RNA from Nannospalax galili (Upper Galilee mountains blind mole rat), 8097 nucleotides. It is a transcript of the gene Ahctf1, whose product is annotated as AT-hook containing transcription factor 1. The coding region runs from base 337 to 7047 and encodes 2236 amino acids. NCBI's taxonomy places the organism in Eukaryota, Metazoa, Chordata, Mammalia, Rodentia, Spalacidae. The record is from RefSeq and is a predicted model, not a curated record. The transcript is spliced from 36 exons.
CCUCCCUUCCUCCCUCCCUCCCUCCCUCCUCGGCCCGGCUGUGUGUGUGUGGGGGACUCGGGCAGGGCGCCCGGGGUACUGCGCAGAGCGCGGUGCGAGCCCAGCGGGCCGGGGCGCCAGCGGGGAGGACGAGGCUUUGCGGCGCGAGCAGCCGCCGAGCUUUAAGCCCUGAGUCGGGGGCCGGGCGGGCCUGAGGCGACGCGCCGAGGAGCAGCUUCCGUGGGCAGCGGGGGCCGCGUCUCCGGGGAGAUGCUGUGACGGACCGCGCGGAAGCAGUGCGCGCUGACCGGGGACGGGGCGGCGGCGGCGGUCGGGCCCCGCGGCCUCAGUGGAAGUAUGCAAGACUUAACAGCCCAAGUGACUAGUGAGCUCCUGCAAUUCCCAGAAGUGACUGUUGAAGCUCUUGGAGAAGAUGAAAUAACAUUGGAAUCUGUGCUUCGUGGAAAGUUUGCUGCAGGGAAAAAUGGACUAGCUUGCUUGGCUUGUGGUCCACAACUUGAGGUUGUAAACUCUCUAACUGGAGAGCGAUUGUCUGCAUAUAGAUUCAGUGGAGUAAAUGAACAGGCUCCUAUAGUCCUUGCAGUGAAAGAAUUCUCUUGGCAUAAGAGAACUGGAUUGUUAAUAGGACUGGAAGAAGCAGAAGGGAGUGUUCUGUGUCUCUAUGACCUUGGUAUAUCAAGAGUGGUUAAAGCAGUUGUUCUUCCUGGAAGGGUAACAGCUAUUGAGCCUAUAAUUAAUCAUGGAGGAGCCAGUGCAAGUACCCAGCAUUUACACCCAAGUCUUCGAUGGCUUUUUGGUGUGGCAGCUGUAGUAACUGAUGUUGGACAAAUUCUUCUUAUUGACCUGUGUUUGGAUGACUUGUCAUGCAGUCAAAGUGAAGUAGAGGCAUCAGACCUUGAGGUUAUAACUGGUAUUCCAGCUGAAGUACCGCACAUCAGAGAGCGUGUGAUGAGGGAAGGGCGCCACCUAUGCUUCCAGCUAGCGAGCCCAUUGGGGACAGCUGUUUCUACUCUCAGCUAUGUUAGCAGAACCAAUCAGCUUGCUAUCGGCUUUUCUGAUGGUUACCUAGCACUUUGGAAUAUGAAAAGCAUGAAGAGAGAGUAUUAUACACAGUUGGAAGGUGGAAGGGUUCCUGUCUAUGCUGUUGUUUUUCAAGAGCCUGAGAAUGAUCCUCGCAAUUGCUGUUACUUAUGGGCUGUUCAGUCCACACAAGAUAGUGAAGGGGAUGUUUUGAGUUUGCAUCUGCUUCAGCUGGCCUUUGGUGAUAGAAAAUGUUUGGCAUCAGGACAAAUCUUAUAUGAGGGAUUAGAAUAUUGUGAAGAAAGAUACACACUGGAUCUGUCAGGCGGCAUGUUUCCUUUGAGGGGACAGACUAGUAAUACCAAAUUGUUGGGAUGCCAGAGUAUAGAGAAAUUCCGAUCUCAUGGUGAUCGGGAAGAAACCAUGACUGAAGCUCUCUCCCCUGAUACCAGUGUUUCUGUCUUUACAUGGCAAGUGAAUGUGUACGGACAGGGAAAGCCUUCUGUGUAUUUGGGGCUUUUUGACAUCAAUCGUUGGUAUCAUGCACAAAUGCCAGAUUCAUUAAGAUCUGGAGAAUAUCUGCAUAAUUGCUCUUAUUUUGCCUUGUGGUCAUUGGAUUCCGUUGUAAGUAGAACAUCUCCACAUUAUAUCCUGGACAUCUUGGUACAUGAGCGAAGUUUAAGUCGGGGUGUUCCUCCUUCAUAUCCCCCUCCAGAGCAAUUUUUUAACCCAAGUACUUUUAAUUUUGAUGCUACUUGUUUGUUAAACUCAGGAGUUGUGCAUAUAACUUGUACUGGCUUUCAGAAAGAGACUUUGACUUUUUUAAAAAAAUCAGGACCAUCUCUCAAUGAAGUCAUUCCUGAUAGUUACAACCGAUGUCUUGUUGCUGGCCUCCUCUCACCAAGACUUGUUGACAUUCAGCCUUCCAGCUUAAGUCAAGAAGAACAAUUAGAAGCUAUAUUGUCAGCAGCAAUUCAGACAAGUUCCUUGGGACUUUUGACUGGCUAUAUCAGAACAUGGAUAAUAGAAGAACAACCAAAUUCUGCUGCUAAUUUACGAUUUGUUCUUGAAUGGACAUGGAAUAAGGUAGUUCUCACCAAAGAGGACUUUGACAGACUAUGUGCACCAUUAUUUGACGGUUCAUGUCGUUUCAUCGAUCCACAAACCAUACAGUCUAUCCAGCAGUGCCAUUUACUUCUUAGCAACCUCAAUACAGUCUUAAGCUGUUUUGCAGUGGAGGCCCAGGGCAUCACUGAGAGAGGACUGGUGGACUUGAACAAUAAGCAUAUGGUCACCCAACUCAUCUGUCAGUAUGCACAAAUGGUCCUUUGGUUCUCUCACUCUGGGCUUUUACCCGAAGGCCUAGAUGAUGGUCUACAGCUGUCGAGGCUACGCUACAAUUACCCUGUGAUUCAGAACUACUAUACCAGUCAUCGGCAGAAGUGUGAGCGCUCACCGAGAGGGAAGUGGAGCCAUGAUUGUUUGAUGAUUGACGGAUUAGUUUCUGAGCUAGGAGAUAAAGUUGAGAAGUUGUGGAAACGAGAUGAAGGAGGCACCGGAAAAUAUCCUCCUGCUAGUAUACAUGCACUACUUGACAUAUAUUUAUUAGACAACAUUACUGAAGCAAGCAAACAUUCUAUUACUAUUUAUUUACUACUUGAUAUUAUGUAUUCCUUUCCAAACAAAAUGGAUACUCCCAUUGAAUCUUUUCCAACUGCCUUUGCCAUUUCUUGGGGCCAAGUUAAACUUGUUCAAGGAUUUUGGCUAAUUGACCAUAAUGACUAUGAGAAUGGGUUAGACCUUCUGUUUCACCCAGUUACUGCAAAACCUGCAUUGUGGCAGCAUUCAAAGAUCAUUCAAGCCUUUAUGAGUCAAGGAGAGCACAGACACGCUCUCAGGUACAUUCAGACAAUGAAGCCAGCAGUGUCUAGUAGCAGUGAUGUCAACCUUCACCUCACAGUUCUGCUUUUUAAUAAAUGCAUGGUUGAGGCCUGGAAUUUACUGCGACAAAAUUCUAACAGAUUGAAUAUAGAAGAAUUAUUAAAGCACACUUAUGAAGUCUGUCAGGAAGUGGGCUUAAUGGAGGAUUUACUAAAGUUACCAUUUACUGACACUGAGCAGGAAUGUUUAGUGAAAUUUUUGCAGUCCAGUACCAAUAUUCAGAAUCAUGAAUUCCUUCUAGUUCACCAUUUACAGCGUGCCAAUUAUAUUUCUGCCUUAAAGUUGAACCAGACUCUGAAGAUUAAUCUUACGAAUGAUCGUGAUCCUCAUUUGCGAGAGAGAUCAGUGGCUCGGAAUUCUAUAUUGGACCAGUAUGGGAAAAUCCUUCCUAGAGUCCAGCGAAAAUUAGCCAUUGAGCGAGCUAAGCCUUACCAUCUGUCAACAUCAUCAGUUUUUCGAGAAGUUUCUAGACCCAAACCAUUAUCAGCAUAUCCAAAGAAAGCAGUAACUGGUACAGUGGUAACAAGAUCAACUUUCAUCAAUAAUGUGUUAUCUAAAAUUGGAGAGGUGUGGGCAAGCAGUGAACCUAGAAACUGCAUCUCUCUUUAUAAUAGUCCUAAAGCAGAGCACCCAUCUCCUGUAGUAUAUUCUCUCCCACAUCCAGAGCUUCCUGAGGCAUUUGUUGGAACACCAAUUUCAAAAACAUCACAGAAAAUUUCUAGAUUGCUGGACUUGGUUGUUCAUCCUACUCCCCAGCCUUCGCAGCAUUUGCAGUUUAUUCAGCAAAGCCCCACAAGAUCUCCUUUGUAUCUGCUCUCCAGCUCAUUGCCAUUAAGUUCACAAUUCAAAAGGCCACAUCAGAACACCUCCAAGCCUUCAGAAUUACUUUUACUAGAAACUCCUCUUGUAGUUAAGAAAGCUAAAUCCUUGGCUAUGUCAGCUACUUCUUCUGGGUUUGCCGAGUUUACUCCUCCGUCCAUCCUUAGGUCUGGUCUUCGAGCAACACCUCUAGCAUCUCCUUCUCUGUCACCUGGAAGAUCUCUCACUCCACCUUUCAGACUUAAAGAAACUAGAAUUUCAUUCAUGGAAGAAGGCAUGAAUACAAACUGGACUGCUGGAGCCACAGAUGGCAGCAACACUAAAGUAUUUGUUAGUUCAUCUUUACAUAAAUGUGGACUUCCAGCAGAAACUGAAUGGGUAAAGAGUAAUGACAAAAAGGCAUAUUUUCCCCUGGAUAACCCUGAAAAAUACCAUCAAGGUAUGGAUGCGGGGUCAUUGGGUACCCUAUCACAAAGUCCAGAGAAACUAGAUGUCAACAAAGAAGAUAGUACUACUUCCACCAGAUCAGACCAGACUACCUUAGAGUAUCAUGAUGCACCAUCACCAGAAGAUUUUGAAGAUGGUGUUUUUGUGUCCCCCAAGCCACCAAGUGCUUCCACUGAGUUAACUACUGAAAAAGCUGAGAGGAAUGAUGAAAAAGAUGUGUUUAAGUCAAAAGGAACGUCAUCUAUGGAGAAACGAAUGGGCACUGGGGAAGUUUCAAAGGAGGCCUUUUCAGAAUUCAGUCACUCAAGCCCCAUUCAAGAGGCUUCAGCUUCUCUUUGUGUGUCAUCAGUUUGUGAAAGGCAAAUCCUCACCUCGAAGUCCAAGGUACCAGUUUUGGAUGGAAUAAUACCUAUUGAAACCCGAGCCUCUGCAAUUAGAACAGACAACGAUGAGUCUGUGGCCGACAUCACUGACUAUGAAGGCUCUGGGCUCGUUACUUCGGAAUGCCCUGUUAGGUCUAGGAGCCUUGACCAGGAAGUAACUUUGAAUCUGAAAGAAGACCAUGAACUAGAAGUUGGUGUACUAAAAGAAAAUGUUGUCUUACCAGAAGAAAAGCCUCAAAUUUCUGACAGCCCUCCUGAUACUCAAGAAAUUCAUGUGGUUGACCAUGAAAAACUUGAAGUUCAAAAUGCAGAAGAGGAGGCUAGGAAUCUUUCAUUUCAUGAGCUGUAUCCGUCAGGAACACUUAAACUUCAGUGUAAUCUUGGUACUAUCGAGCAGCAGUUUUGUGACCUACCUGAUGAUAAAGACUCUGCCGACUGUGACAUUGCCGAUGUGGAGGGGGAGCUUUUUGUGGCCCAGAGCAACUUUACCUUGAUACUGGAAGGUGAAGAAGAAGUUGAGGCACCUAGUGUGUUACCUAAAGCAGCUAACACAGCAACUAAGGAGAAACCUGUGCCCCUUCUAGCACAUGAUGGAGAACAUGUUGCAAAUUUGCCAUCUGUUAUAACUAGUGACCAAGAAUCCCACAAGGUAGAGACUUUGCCAUAUGUGCCUGAACCAAUUAAAGUGGCAAUUGCAGAAAAUUUGUUGGAUGUAAUUAAAGAUACAAGAAAUAAAGAAACUACUCCACAAGCAGUGGAACAGGCUGUUCAUGAAAAUAUACCUUUACUAAGCCCAAAGGCAACACGGUCCACCAAGUUAAUGAAAUCUACAUUUAAGACUGUUCAGGAAGCGAGUGUAGUGACUGUUAACAUCAGCCAGGGGGAUGACAUGGUUUCUACUAGAACUCGCACAAGAAGGCAGCAUGCCCAAAGCCUGAAUAUCUCAUUAGAACAGCAGGAGUCCUCAGCAGAUGUUGCUCCUCCUAAGUUGGGCCCACCAACUAUCAAGAAAACUAGAAAAGGAAAAGAAAUUCCUGGGUCUUCUGAAAGUCCCUAUUCCGGUGUAAAGGAAAUAUCUCAGAACCAGCAAACACCUCAAAAUUCCAUUACUCCUAGGAAAGGAAGGAAGAAAAAAGAAGUUAAUCAAGACACAUUACAAAAUACUGAUGCUGUGAAACAGGAACCACAGGUUACUCCAGAUAGGGAGCUGAAAAGAGUGAAGUCUCAAGAACUAGCAACUGAAGAAGCUUCUAGGAAAGAAGUUAAGCCUUCAUUUGUUAGGAGAGGGACUCCUCGGAGAAUUAAAAAAUCUGUGGAAAAUCAAAGUGCUGAAAUUACUAACAAUCUAAAAGUUAGUAAAGCAGCAAGUCAUAGCGGAACCACAAAAAAAUUAAGGAAUACUAAUUUAGAAGUUCCUCAGAACACAGAAUGUAAACAAGAUGAGAAACUCAGUGACCAACAAUUGCCUCUAAAACGUGGAAGUGUCAAAGAGGCCAGUGUGUUAAAUGCGACAAAGGAGCCCAAGCUGGAUUUAUCCCAGUUACCUCUUAAAGCAGAAUUCGAUGUGUCUGCCACACCUAGGAAACGUGGUAGACCAAGAAAAAUAAUUCCAUUGGAUACUGUUGACCCCAAGGCUGUUGAGGAACAGACUAGUCCCAAGAAGAGAGAAGUUCCCAGCAUCCGAAGGUCCACACGGAGCACCCCAGCUAGAAAUGAGAACACUCUAGAGCAGUCCAUCUUAGUGCCAAAUGAGGCGCUUACCAUGGUGAUGGCCUCCAAGAAAACACUUACAAAGUCUCAAAGUCAAAGCCAGAAACGUGCAUUGUACUCAGUAUCAGAAGACCACACAGGUGAAUCAACCCACAAAGACCCACAUGACCAGGAGGAAAGAUUGUUUGCCACUGCUGCUUUUCCUAAAUCUUCCCGGAGCACAAGGACUAGGUCUAGCAAGGUCAUCUUGUUGCCGGACUUUUCUGAACCAAAAACUGAACCUUUAUUUUCUCCUCUUGCAACAAAGAUUCCAAGUAAAACAAAAGCUGACAACAUGAAAGCAGCUGGGCAACUGAAAGAAUUUGUAUCAGAUUUGUCUUCUCAGUUUGUUGUCUCACCUCCUGCUUUGAGAACCAAGAGGAAAAAUACUUCAAAGCUUUUGGAUGAACUGGAAGGUGACACUAAGCCAUUAGAAAUCAUAGGAGAACAGAAAGUGAAAAGAAUCAGGACUACAAAGACAAAACAAGCAAGCAGAAACACAGGAAAAGAAAGUUGGUCACCUCCACCAGUAGAAAUUAAGCUCAUUUCUCCCUUGGCAAGCCCAGUUGAUGAAGUAAAGAUCAGGAGACCAAGAAAGACUACAGAAGUAGCAGGAAAAACUCUUGCAAGGGGCAAAAAGAAGCUGUCUUCCUUUCCAAAGCAAAUUUUACGCAGAAAAAUGCUGUAGUUUUUACCCCCAAAAUUUUAAUGUACAUGUUUGUAAAGUCAUCGGUAUUUGUGUGGAUUAUUAAAAGUCACCUAAUUUGGAAGGAAAUAAUUUAUAUAAUUGUAAAAUUUUGUAAACAGACAUAAAUAAGUAUAGUAACUCCAUAUGGAGUAUGGUUCUAGCCCAGGCAUUUUAUAAGACUUCGUACGUUUAUAUAAUAUGUAAAUAUGACUUAUUAUUGGGAUGUUAAAUAAACGACUGUAAAGUAUUCACUUCGUGUCUGUUAGAUUUUUGAGAGGGGAUUUCUGUUUUACCUGAUUUUAUAUACAAGUAAGCAUUUCUCCAUUUUCCUCUAGUGUUAAGAUAGUAGACCAGUCUUAAAAUGAAGGAAAUUAAAUUGUUUUUUAAAGUUGCUAUUUUAUAAUUUAUGCACUUUGUUUCUGUUACUAAGAUUUCUAAUCAUUAUAUGUAUUUUUAUUUGGGCUUUGCCUGAUACUUACAUUGAAUUUGAAUUAUGGGCAUGUGAUUUUUUUGCUGCCUUUUUGUAGUUUUACAAAUUUUGUGAAAUCUACCUCAAAACAAUAAUUCUUCAAGUAAUGCACUGGUUAACUAUAAUGCUGGCAUUUCUUGUUCAGUAACUCAAAGACUAUCUUGUCUCUCAAUUCAGAGACUGAUUAUCCAGGUUAGAUUGACCGGUUCACUGCUUCUUAGCAACCUCGUGAAAGGAUUUGAAAAAGAAAUGUAAAGUCUGUUUUAGAGAUUGCCAGUGCACCAUGUGUGUAACCGAAUAUUCAUGAGUAGUUCAGCCAAGGAAUAUUCAUGCUGUGAAGGAGCUUGCUACUGAAUCAUGGAAAUCUCUUACUAUUCAGGUUUUUAGACGAGCAGAUUAUCACAGGACCUCAGGCACAGAUGCUGGAGCCUGGGAAGAAUGAAACAUGCGACGUGCUGUGUGACUGUGCAGUUAAGCAAUGGUACUUGAUGGAGGCCGUGAAAUUCAUUAAUAAUUUAAGUGUUGUGAAAUAAUUUAUGACAGGUAAUUGAUAGUAUGUAAUGAAUGGAACGUUGAUACCU